AUGCGCAGAGACUUCUUUGCUUGCCAGGUGUUGCCCGUGGCAGGUGCCCAAACCCCAAAAGGUUUCGUCAAAGUGGUGAAGAAUAAGUCUUACUUCAAGAGAUAUGAAGUCAAAUUCAGGAGGAGGAGAGAGGGUAAAACGGACUACUAUGCCCGCAAGCGCCUGGUUGUACAAGACAAGAACAAGUACAACACACCCAAGUACCGACUGAUCGUUCGCUUGUCCAACAGGGACAUCUGCUGCCAGAUUGCCUACGCCAAGAUUGAAGGAGACCACAUUGUGUGUGCCGCUUACUCCCACGAGCUGCCGAAAUACGGCAUUGCAGUAGGUCUCACCAACUAUGCCGCGGCCUACUGUACUGGACUGCUGCUGGCCCGCCGGCUUUUGCAAAAGUUUGGCAUGGAUCAAGUCUACGAGGGUCAGGUGGAGGUAACCGGCGACGAAUUCAAUGUGGAGAGCGUAGACGGUCAGCCCGGCGCCUUCACCUGCUACCUGGACGCGGGCCUGGCCAGAACCACUACGGGCAAUAAAGUCUUCGGCGUGCUGAAAGGAGCGGUCGACGGAGGCCUGGCCAUUCCUCACAGCCUGAGACGCUUCCCCGGUUACGAUACGGAGAGCAAAGAAUUUAACGCCGAGGUGCAUCGGAAACACAUCAUGGGCAUGAACGUGGCCGACUACAUGUCGUACCUGAUGGGGGAGGAUGAGGAUGCCUUCAAGAAGCAGUUUUCGCGGUUCAUCAAAAACGGAGUCACGCCCGAAACGGUAGAGGAAAUGUACAAAAAAGCACACGCCACCAUCAGAGCAAACCCUGUUCACGAAAAGAAACUCAAAAAAGAAAUCCAAACGAAGAAGAGAUGGAACCGUGCCAAGAUGUCCCUGGCUCAAAGGAAGGACCGCGUUGCCCAGAAAAAGGCCAGCUUCUUACGAGCGCAAGAGCGGCAGGCAGGCGACGGUUAG
Molecule: messenger RNA, 957 nt
Organism: Nerophis lumbriciformis (worm pipefish)
Lineage: Eukaryota; Metazoa; Chordata; Actinopteri; Syngnathiformes; Syngnathidae
Source: RefSeq, a predicted model, not a curated record